Molecule: messenger RNA, 1014 nt
Organism: Cydia pomonella (codling moth)
Lineage: Eukaryota; Metazoa; Arthropoda; Insecta; Lepidoptera; Tortricidae
Exons: 1
Coding region: 7-1014 (335 amino acids)
Biological process (GO): DNA replication, removal of RNA primer
Molecular function (GO): nucleic acid binding; RNA-DNA hybrid ribonuclease activity
Source: RefSeq, a predicted model, not a curated record
GGGGCUAUGAUGUCAUCUCCAAUUAAUUCUCUGGAAAUAGAGGCUGGCAUUGUUCCUUUAUUUGUACGCAGAUGUUACAUCACUGACAAGUAUGUUCUUAAAUUAGUUAGUCGUGGUAACGAAGUAAUUUAUAGAUACUUAAAUAAUAUCAAUAUUCCAAAUUAUAAUUUAAUACCGUUUCCUAAUUCUUCUUCCAUAAGUGAUGUUAUAACUUAUUUAAACUUUGAAUUUCAAGAUAUAGUGUAUUGGUCUAAUUUGCUUCCCUGUUUUGAACAUGAUUACAAUGAUAUUAUGCGAGACGUGGUUGUUGAACUGGUCAAAUUUGAAUCGAAAUAUGACUUUUUGGAGUUUCUUGAUGAUAAGACUGAUUUUGUUAAGUUAUACACUGACGGCUCUAAAACUAAAGAUAGGACCAGUUUUGCAUUUUUUGACUCUUUUUUGAACAUAGGAAAAGUUUUUGAAUGUAGUAGUUAUUUUUCAGUAUUUUCAGCUGAAGUAUUAGGCAUAAUUUAUGCUUUAGAACAUAUUCGUAAUUAUUAUAUAACUAAAAAUAAGUUUUUGAUUCUAUCUGAUUCGAUGAGCGCUUUACAAGCGCUUAAAAGUAAAUGUGUAAGUGCAUCUGUAAAUUAUUUAAUUUAUAAGUUGAGAAGUUGUUUAAGUUCUUUGUUGAAUAGAAAUAUUACUGUUGAAUUUUGCUGGGUUCCGGGACAUUCAGGAAUUUUUGGCAACGAACUAGUAGACAAGCUUGCCAAAUCUACAGAAGAUAUACAAGUUUGUGAUUUAAAAGUACCUCAAUCCGAUUUAGUACCUUUUAUUAAAGAACUUAUGAUUAGACGUUGGAAUAACUCAUGGUCUAAAUCCAAAGAAGUCAAAGGGAAAUGGCUUGCAGAAAUAGUCCCGGCACCCAGCUCCAAGUCGUGGUUUGAAUACCAAAGAAAAUAUGUAGAAAGGGCAUUUAUUACAACUAUAUGUAAAUUGCGCAUUUGUCGCGAAGUACGCGAUGAUUGUAAAUAA